Helianthus annuus (common sunflower) is the source of this 573-nucleotide messenger RNA. RefSeq lists its product as uncharacterized. The transcript is spliced from 4 exons. The coding region runs from base 1 to 573 and encodes 190 amino acids. The record is from RefSeq and is a predicted model, not a curated record. Lineage: Eukaryota; Viridiplantae; Streptophyta; Magnoliopsida; Asterales; Asteraceae.
AUGGAAUUGGAUGUAAUUGCUGAAAUAGAUAAAAGAAUUCGUGUGUGUCUUGCAACAAAGAGAACAUACAAGAUGGAAACAAAGGAAAUCUCAAAGAAAGAAGAAUCUAGUUCUGAAUCUGUGUGCACCAAAUGUGAAAAAUCUGAAGCUGACAAUAUAAAACUCUUGAAGAAUGUGGAGAGUUUGACAUUGGAAAUUCAAGCUUUGAAAGAUGAGAAGAAAGUUGAUGAGAAACAGAUUCUUGAAAUACAAGAAAAUUCUGAGAAUUUGAAAUCUGAAAAUAAUGACAAGUCUAGCAAAACAGAUUCAUCAGAUACAAAUCUGAGGACUAACGGGGUAUUGAAGAAAGAGAAAGUGGUUAAUCAAAAGAUUAACAAAACAAAGAAAGUGAAAUUUUCACUUCCUCGUGAUGAAUUUGUUUCACCGGAAAUAAAGGAGCCAGUUGUUGGCAAUGAUCUUAACUCUUCAAUGUCAAAAGAGCCAUGUUCAGGCGAUGAAUCUGGUGAUAGAAAGGUUUCUGAUCCUGUUGCUACGGAAAGCCAGGAUGCAAUUCAGAACCUGUGGAGAGCUUAA